UUGAGGAAAAAAUACUCUCUCAAAGGCAUGGGUGAUGAGCGAGGAAAUAGGCUAUGGGGAUUUGGAGGAGUGUCUAUUUGUGGUGCUACGGCCAAAGAAAUUGAACAGUUGUCUAGAGACGGCAGCCAUUACAGUCUCUCUACUGGAAUUCUGCCUUCUCUCGGUGCUAGAACAACCAACCGCACAGUCAAGCUACGCAGAUUCAUCAUUCAUCCCAGUGAUCACCAUUAUAGGGCAUGGCAGAGUUUUCUGGCUGCACUGGUCAUCUAUACAGCUUGGGUGUGUCCAUUUGAGUUUGGCUUCCUUGAGAAACCAGAAAGACCACUGGCCAUCGCUGAUGAUAUUGUUAAUGCAUUCUUUGCAAUUGAUAUCGUUCUCAACUUCUUUGUAGCUUACCGGGAUAAAACCACAUAUGUAUUAGUUGAUAACCACAAAAGGAUUGCUAUGAAGUAUGCAAGAACUUGGAUGAUUUGUGAUGUCAUAUCAACAGUUCCUUCAGAACUUGCCAGGAAAAUCCCGAAACUUUUUGGUGAAUAUGAUUUAUUCUAUAUGUUUCGUCUCUGGCGUUUACGAAGAGUUAGUGCCUUGUUUUCCAGAUUGGAGAAAGAUAGGAAUAUCAAUUACUAUUGUGUCCGAUGUGCAAAGCUUAUAUGUGUCACUCUAUUUGCUGUUCACUGUGCUGGAUGCUUUUAUUAUCUUAUUGCAGCUCAUUAUCCAGACCCAAACAAGACAUGGAUUGGGGCAUCUAUGGAUGACUUCCUUAAUCAGAGUCUAUGGAAUCGUUAUAUCACUUCUAUUUAUUGGUCAAUAACUACUCUUACUACAGUAGGUUAUGGUGAUCUGCAUCCGGAGAAUACACGGGAGAUGAUCUUUGAUAUUUUUUACAUGUUUUUUAACUUGGGCCUCACAGCUUAUCUAAUAGGAAAUAUGACACUCUUGAUUGUCCACGAGACAAGCAGGACUAGACAGUUUAGAGACACAAUUCAAGCUGCUUCGAAUUUUGCACAGAGGAACCAAUUGCCUGCUCGGCUCCAAGAUCAGAUGGUAGCACACUUGUGCUUGAAAUACAGAACAGAUUCAGAGGGAGUGCAACAGCAAGAGACACUUGAUUCUCUUCCUAAAGCAAUCCGCUCAAGCAUUUCACAUUAUCUUUUCUACUCUCUAGUAGAUGGGGUUUACUUGUUCCAUGGCGUGUCAAAUGAUCUACUCUUCCAGCUGGUCUCAGAGAUGAAGGCAGAGUAUUUUCCUCCCAAAGAGGAUGUCAUUUUGCAGAAUGAAGCACCAACUGACUUCUAUAUUUUAGUAACAGGAGAUGUGGAUCUAUUGAUACUUAAAAAUGGAGCUGAACAGGUCAUAGGGGAGGUCAAGGCUGGUGAUCUUUGUGGUGAGAUUGGCGUUCUUUGUUACAGGCCUCAGCUAUUUACAGUACGAACAAAGAGCCUAACUCAGCUACUCAGAAUGAACCGCACAACAUUUUUGAACAUUGUCCAGGCCAAUGUUGGAGAUGGGACCAUAAUCAUGAAUAAUCUCCUGCAGCAUCUGAAGGAGAUGAAGGAUCCAAUUAUGGAAGGAGUUCUGCAGGAGACAGAAAAAAUGUUAGCUCGCGGUAGAAUGGACCUUCCUCUCACACUCUGCUUUGCCACACUUAGAGGUGACAACUUGUUAUUGCAUCACUUGUUGAAGCGGGGUCUAGAUCCAAAUGAAUCGGACAAAAAUGGGAGAUCAGCUUUGCAUAUAGCAGCAUCUAAAGGACUUGAUAAUUGUGUGCUUUUGCUAUUGGAUUUUGGGGCCAAUCCAAACAAUAGAGAUUCAGAAGGGAAUGUACCAUUAUGGGAGGCCAUUUUAGGGAAGCAUGAUUCAGUGAUGAAGCUACUCGUCAACAAUGGUGCUAAACUUUCAGCUGGUGAUGUGUGUCAAUUUGCCUGCAUUGCUGCUGAACAAAACAACUUGAAUUUGCUCAAGAAAAUUGUCCAUUAUGGUGGGGAUAUCACAAGUCCCAAUAUCAAUGGAUCAUCAGCCCUGCAUGUUGCGGUUUGUGAAGGAAACGUUGAAAUAGUAAAAUACCUCUUGGAUCAGGGGGCUAAUAUUGACCAAGUAGACCAACAUGGUUGGACCCCGAGGGACCUAGCAGUGCAGCAGGGACAUGAAGAUAUCAAAUUACUCUUUGAAUCCAAGAAACUGACAACAACUCAAACUAUCCCCGAGGAACAUCCUCCGUCCGGAGUUCAGUUUCUUGGAAGAUUCAAAAGCGAGCCAAUGAUAAUGCCUCCUAUGUUCCAAGGAGGCUCAUUUCUAGCAGGAGAUGGAUCAUGGGGCCGAUCACGUCCUAGACGAAGGACUAAUAACUUUCAUAACUCAUUAUUCGGGCUAAUGUCAGCUGUGCAGACCAAUGGGCGUGAUUUGUGCUUAUCCAAAAACCAGGCUGCAACGGCAGUGACAACCAAGUCUUAUAGUGCCAGAGUAACAGUGAGUUGCCCUGAGAAGGGAGAUUUUGCAGGGAAGCUUGUCUUACUUCCACAGACCUUCCAAGAGCUACUUGAAAUUGGUGCCACAAAGUACGGAAUCUUGCAGGCCAGAGUUCUAAACAAAGAUGGAGCUGAAAUUGAUGGCAUAGAAUUAAUUAGAGAUGGUGAUUUAUUAAUCUUUGCUAGUGAUGGAGGAGCCAAUGAACAUUGUUACCGUAGCGGUGGUGAUUCUUGAUAUGGAUAUAGAAAAUGCAAAUGCGAACUUUCCAUUUCCCAUAAUCAAAUUCA
Molecule: messenger RNA, 2753 nt
Organism: Nicotiana attenuata
Lineage: Eukaryota; Viridiplantae; Streptophyta; Magnoliopsida; Solanales; Solanaceae
Product: potassium channel AKT1-like
Exons: 11
Coding region: 28-2700 (890 amino acids)
Biological process (GO): transmembrane transport; potassium ion transport
Cellular component (GO): membrane
Molecular function (GO): voltage-gated potassium channel activity; protein binding
Source: RefSeq, a predicted model, not a curated record